UAAUCUGGAUUGCCUGAAAAUGGCUUAUAAAGUAAGAAUAACACAAUGUGAUUCUUUAUAAUCCUCACAAUAAUUAUAGCAAUACUGUGGUUAUAACCAAUACACUUAUUUUCAGAUUUUACUUUCAAACAAUAACUUUACCAUAAAUCUUUGAAAUUAGUCUUUCUUAUAAUAUAAAUUCAUUAAUCCAGCCAGAAUUAUAAUUUGAUAUUUGUUAGAAAUCUUUGCAUAAAUCCUUCUUCCAGGCCCACACUGUUUUCCUUGUAAUAUCCAGUUAUUUAAAAUUGAAGAGGAAUAGGCACCGCCCAGCAGGGGUGUGUGUGUGAUUCUGAGCCUAUAGUUACGAUCCAGAGAAUUGGGAGUGACAUCAUCUGUGACAAUAAAAAAGCUUCUCUUGGUGAGUGGAAGACCUGUAUAUAAAAGUCACACUUGAGGAUCUAUAGUUCAAUUCAUCAGCUUUCACAAGUUGAUUCAACUUCGAGAAAGCAUCAGCUGCCGAUACACCUGAAAGAUUUGUCACAAGACAUAGUGUGUGAAGAUGAUGUCUGCAAAAGACAUGGUUAAAGUAAUGAUUGUCAUGUUUGCAAUCUGUUUUCUUGCAAAAUCGGAUGGGAAACCUGUUAAGAAGAGAUCUGUGAGUGAGAUACAGUUUAUGCAUAACCUGGGCAAACAUCUGAGCUCCAUGGAGAGGGUGGAAUGGCUGCGGAAGAAGCUGCAGGAUGUGCACAACUUUGUUGCCCUUGGAGCUCCAACGGCGCACAGAGAUGGUGGUUCCCAGAGGCCCCGGAAAAAGGAAGACAAUGUGCUGGUUGAGAACCAUCAGAAAAGUCUCGGAGAAGCAGACAAAGCUGAUGUGGAUGUAUUAACUAAAGCUAAAUCCCAGUGACGACAGAUACAUCAGAGCACUGCUGUAAACAGCACAGGGCAACAAUAUUACAUGCUGCUAACAUUUUCAAGCUCUUAAGAUUAAUAAACACCAAAAUUCACAUCUAAUCCACUGCUAGCCAUGGUAGCUGAAAUUUUAAUUGAUUAUUUUGAUUCUACUUUAAUUCA
Messenger RNA from Ailuropoda melanoleuca (giant panda), 1053 nucleotides. RefSeq names its product parathyroid hormone (gene PTH). Gene Ontology annotation, cellular component: extracellular region. Gene Ontology annotation, molecular function: parathyroid hormone receptor binding; hormone activity. The record is from RefSeq and is a predicted model, not a curated record. Lineage: Eukaryota; Metazoa; Chordata; Mammalia; Carnivora; Ursidae. Gene Ontology annotation, biological process: cell-cell signaling; intracellular calcium ion homeostasis. The transcript has 3 exons. The coding region runs from base 539 to 886 and encodes 115 amino acids.